Messenger RNA from Apodemus sylvaticus (European woodmouse), 1434 nucleotides. RefSeq names its product zinc finger protein 431-like. Gene Ontology annotation, cellular component: nucleus. Gene Ontology annotation, molecular function: DNA-binding transcription factor activity, RNA polymerase II-specific; RNA polymerase II transcription regulatory region sequence-specific DNA binding. Gene Ontology annotation, biological process: regulation of transcription by RNA polymerase II. The transcript is spliced from 4 exons. The record is from RefSeq and is a predicted model, not a curated record. Lineage: Eukaryota; Metazoa; Chordata; Mammalia; Rodentia; Muridae. Bases 1 to 1434 code for a protein of 477 amino acids.
AUGUUGGAAACCUACCUGAACCUCAAAGCUAUUGGCUAUAAUGGGGAAGACCAUCACCUUGAAGAACAUUUUCAAAGUAGUACAAGACAUGAAAGUGUCAUAAGAAGUCAUAGUGGAGAGAAACCCUAUGAGUGUAAUCAAUGUGGUAAAGACUUUGCACAGCGCAGUACUUUGCAAUAUCAGAAAAGAACAAGUACUGGAGAGAAACCUUAUAAAUGUAAUCAAUGUGGUAAAGCCUUUUCAGGUCACAGUAAUCUCCGAAGACAUAAAAGAACACAUGCGGGAGAGAAACCUUCUGAAUGUAAUCAAUGUGGUAGAGCCUUUGCAAGACCGAGUGAUCUCCAAAGACAUAAACUGACACAUACUGGAGAGAAACCUUAUCAAUGUAAUCAAUGUGGUAAAGCCUUUGCAAGACCCAGUCAUCUCCAAAGACAUAAAAGAACACAUACUGGAGAGAAACCUUAUGAAUGUAAUCAAUGUUUUAAAGCCUUUUCACAUCACAGUAAUCUCCAAAGACAUAAACUGACACAUACUGGAGAGAAAACUUAUGAAUGUAACAAAUGUGGUAAAGUCUUUGCAGGUCACAGUGAUCUCCAAAAUCAUAAAAGAACACAUACUGGAGAGAAACCUUAUGAAUGUAACCAGUGUUUUAAAGCCUUUUCACAUCACAGUAAUCUCCAAAGACAUAAACUGACACAUACUAGAGAGAAACCUUAUGAAUGUAACCAAUGUGGUAAAGCCUUUGCAAGACCCUGUCAUCUCCAAAAUCAUAAAAGAACACAUACUGGAGAGAAACCUUAUGAAUGUAAUCAAUGUGGUAAAGCCUUUGCAAGACCCAGUGAUCUCCAAAAUCAUAAAAGAACACAUACUGGAGAGAAACCUUAUGAAUGUAAUCAAUGUUUUAAAGCCUUUUCACGUCACAGUGAUCUCCAAAGACAUAAACUGACACAUACUGGAGAGAAACCUUAUGAAUGUAACCAAUGUGGUAAAGCCUUUGCAAGACCCAGUGAUCUCCAAAAUCAUAAAAGAACACAUACUGGAGAGAAACCUUAUGAAUGUAAUCAAUGUUUUAAAGCCUUUUCACGUCACAGUGAUCUCCAAAGACAUAAACUGACACAUACUGGAGAGAAACCUUAUGAAUGUAACCAAUGUGGUAAAGCCUUUGCAAGACCCAGUCAUCUCCAAUAUCAUAAAAGAACACAUACUGGAGAGAAACCUUAUGAAUGUAACCAAUGCAGUAAAGUCUUUGCAAGACCCAGUGAUCUCCAAAAUCAUAAAAGAACACAUACUGGAGAGAAACCUUAUGAAUGUAAUCUAUGUGGUAAAGCCUUUUCACAUCACAGUAAUCUCCAAAGACAUAAGAAAACACACACUCGAGAGAAAUCUUACGAAUAUAAUCAAUGCACAAUUGGGAAGUCACUUGUAAACGGGUGA